Messenger RNA from Kalmanozyma brasiliensis GHG001, 1626 nucleotides. Its product is annotated as Protein of unknown function DUF926. The record is from RefSeq and is a predicted model, not a curated record. Lineage: Eukaryota; Fungi; Basidiomycota; Ustilaginomycetes; Ustilaginales. Gene Ontology annotation, molecular function: chromatin binding. The transcript has a single exon. Gene Ontology annotation, cellular component: nucleus. The coding region runs from base 1 to 1626 and encodes 541 amino acids. Gene Ontology annotation, biological process: regulation of gene expression.
AUGCCUACCCUGGCGGAGCGUCUCGGCUCGAGCGCUGCUGACGCCUCAGGGGUGCCGACGGGCUCCGAGCACUCUGAUCGCGAGCAGCAGUUGCGUGCCCGAUUGUUGGCCUCCAAGCAACGACCCCGAGCCGACGAUGGCGAGCAUGACGAUACUCGACGAGAUUCCGAUCGGGACAUUCUGUUUCUCGGGUCUGUCUCGCAAGAAUCCGAGCAGCCAGAGCGGAGGCAGCGACGCUCAUCGCCCUCGUACGACGCCGCGCCUUCGACAUCCUCAGCUGCCAUGCGGCCUCCACAACCCUUCACACAUCCAGACCGACGACCACCCAGACCUCAAGCAGAUCGAUGGGUGCCACCGCCUCGCGAAGAUCCAGACUCGCGCUCGUAUGACCGUCGCGAUAAUGACGACAGAAGGGAGCGAUACGGAAGGCGCGACCAAGACGAUGACUCGCGUGGAAGCUGGGGUCCAUCGCGUUCAAACGGCGGCGGUCGAGGCCGAUACUUUGACGACAAUCGCAACGGCAAUGCAGACAAAGAUGACAGGAAUGAGCACUCAGAGUAUGGAGCGGCGCAGUGGAAGCGGCUACCACGAGACCCUUACGCUUCGAGCAUGUCGUCCGGCGGCAAUCAGGCCAGUGGAGGGGAUGGCGGCUUCUUCAGCUCGCGCAACGAGCAGCGCAAGAAUUCCACCAUCUCCAUCUGGCCACCGAGCCCGCCGCAUCCGACGCUUGACAGUGAUGAAGAGCGAGAGAAGCGUAAGAAGCAUCGCGACAGCAGCAGCAGGCAUAAGGACAAAGACAGGCACCGGAGCAGCAGCGACAGGCAUCGCUCGUCGAGAAGUCAUCGUCAUCGAUCCAGUUCGGACCGACAUCACCGCUCUAGCAGGCAUAGGGAAGAUGACCAGGAUUCGCGACGUCGGCAUUCACAUUCGUCUCGAUCUCACCGCCGUGACGACGAGGAGGAUAGGAGAAGGAGCUCCAAACGAUCCCGCUCUAAGGUCUCGGAUGCGGAUUCGGACCGCUCUGACUCCGAGUCGGAUUCACGGUCGGACGCAGACUCGUCUCGGCGUCACCGCCAUCACAAAUCGAACCGAUCGAGCGGACACCGCCGAUCCGAGUCGGACAAGCGCCACCGAAGCAGUCGCCAUCGCUCUCCAUCAGUACGCACCUCCGACUCGGAAGCUGACCAGAAGCCCACCGCGCCAUCCCACCGCGACUCCGCGUCUGGCACAGACUCGGACGUCGAAGUGGGCCCCGAUCUGCCCACCGUUGCUGCCGAUGGCAAGCCCGUCGACCCUCGCGCCUACGGUGGCGCUCUCCUCCCCGGCGAAGGUUCGGCCAUGGCAUCCUAUGUGCAGGACGGCAAACGGAUCCCGCGUCGAGGAGAGAUCGGACUGUCCUCGGACCAGAUCGAAGCGUACGAAAAGGCAGGAUACGUCAUGAGCGGCAGCCGACAUCACCGUAUGAACGCGGUGAGGAUGAGGAAGGAGAAUCAGGUCAUUUCGGCGGAAGAGAAGAGAACGAUGUUGAGACUGCAGGCCGAGGAAAAGGCGAAGAAGGAGAGGGAGAUCGUCUCGCAGUUCAAGGAGCUGGUGGACACGCUGCAGCCGGGCAACGAUGGCAGGUGA